Sodiomyces alkalinus F11 is the source of this 1432-nucleotide messenger RNA. RefSeq lists its product as hypothetical. The record is from RefSeq and is a predicted model, not a curated record. Gene Ontology annotation, molecular function: protein binding. The transcript is spliced from 2 exons. Lineage: Eukaryota; Fungi; Ascomycota; Sordariomycetes; Glomerellales; Plectosphaerellaceae. The coding region runs from base 263 to 1267 and encodes 334 amino acids.
AGGGUCGCAAAGUUAUAUCUAGGAUAUCUCCUAGUCCGCUCGUGUGCACACUUCCUUUCUCUCUCUCUCUCUCUCUCUUCCCGAUCCUCUGUCCCUCUAUUCGUCACUCUUUUGACUCAACAAUCCGAAUCUUGUCGAAAACACGACAGCUUUGCUGCUGUUGUGGCUUCUUUCGGUCGUCUCCCCAUCGAGUUUUCAUGUCUCGAUCCUGAAAAAUUCCUACAUCAACAAACUCUCGAUAACCCAACCCCCACGACCCACCAUGUUCGAGCGCUCAUUCCGGUCCCAGGACCGUAGCCGCAUCGAAAAGGCAGCAGCGCGGCUGGUGAAGAAGUCGAACUCGACCAAGGAUCCGCAUAGAUUGGCGAAGCUACAACGGUCGUUUGCGGAUGAAGCUCGGGCGGCGCAACCGGGCGCCGCCGCUACGUUGUCGUCGUCGUCGUCCCCGGUCGGCGGCAAUGGCAAGAGCAAGAGCAACAAAUCCCUGGCCCCCUCGCCUAUCGUCACCUUGAUGGUGGGCCGAGAGGGACGGCUGUUCGCGGCGCACGAGGACGUCCUGCGUCAGGCCCCCUUCUUCGACGCGGCCUGCCGGGACCGUCACUUCGUCGACGCACAGAGCAAGAGGAUCUCCCUCCCGGACGAAGAACCCGAGGUGUUUUCGGCCGUCCUCGAAUACCUCUACAAGGGCGACUACUACCCGCGCCUGGUGCACAACAGGCAGCGCAACUCUUGGGAGGUCGAGGAUGCCCCCGUCAGUCGAGGCACCCCGUACGCUUCGUCUUCCCCCUACUCCCCCCCCUACGUCGAUAACAACCCUUACCCCAACGGCGGUGGCCGCGCCGCCGCGAGCCCUCGCGGGCCGUCGGCCCCCACCACGGCCCCUGACGCCACGUUGUACGUGGCGGCGUGCGGGCAGGACAUUCUCCGCGACACGGCGGUCUACUGCGCGGCGGACCGGUACGGGCUCGAGGAGCUGAAGAAGGUGGCUCUGCGCAAGCAGGGUCUGCAGGCCGGCAUCGACGUCGGCACCAUCUUGCGGUCCGCCCAGUACGCCUACGCGCACACGCCCGACACGGACUCGCGGCUGCGCGCUCACUACCUCGCCCUGAUCAUCCGGUGUCGCAAGACAUUCAAGAGGAGCGGGACCAUGCAGGCCGAGAUGGAGCGGGGCGGCAGCAAGCUCUUUUUCGACCUCUUUGUCGCCAUGUGCAACCACCUCGACGACGUCAUCGACGUGAGCAACGCCCGCUCUCCGAAGACCAUCUGAGACGGUGGUAUGCUCUGUUGCUUCACAGGCGACUAAAACGACAAGCCCUAGAGGUCAUGUGUUUUUCUUUUUACUCGAUUUCUUUUCGUGUUGAGUGUUUUGAGCCGUCAUCAACUACAGAUUGUGAUACCCCAGAGAAGUGCAACAAGGAAGACGGCGGAUUCA